ACCAUAUCAUUUUCUACAAAACAAUAUACAUUUCUUGAACAAAAAAAAAAGAUUAAAUUUCUCUAAACCUCUAGACACAAAAUGCACCCCAAAAUUUUCCUAAUAUCAGCUCUAAUCUUCUCUCUACUUUCGAGUACUCCAAUACUGAUUAUUGCUCAAAUCAAUACUCCAUGUUCACCAAACAUGCUAUCUAGCGUUUCGGGGUGCAUGGAUUUUUUAACGGGAGGUGGUAAUUCUCCGACCACAGGUUGUUGUGGGGCCCUUAAAUCGUUAACCGGAACCGGUAUGGACUGUUUGUGUCUGAUUGUAACCGCAAAUGUGCCGCUCAAUAUUCCUAUAAACCGAACCCUAGCCAUCUCUCUUCCUCGUGCAUGUGGCAUGCCUGGUGUCCCCGUUGAAUGCAAAGCUUCUGCAGCACCUCUUCCUGCUCCAGGCCCUGCAUCUCUCGGUCCGACAAUUUCUCCUACAGAUACGCAAGCUCCUGAAGGCCCUGCUUAUAUCGUUCCGACUAGUUCGCCGCCAAGUUCAGAAUCUCCUGAUGACCAGGAUUAUUCCAAACCGGGCAUCGGAGAUAACCCGACGGAGUCAAAUCCUUCAGCCUCGUUGCCUUCCUCUUCGCACUCUCUCAAGCUUUCGCUUCUUCUAUUUGCUUUCGCUUUUGAGAUUAUCAGUUUCUUUUGAUUAAAGACCAACUACAUAAUGUAUAUGAUAAGAUGUUCUUUAUUUUCCUAUUUAUCUGAUUCUUGUUAAAUAAUGUUUUAAAGUUAUGUUUAUUUGAUGUUACCCAUAUCCUAUCAAUAAAGAGU
Eutrema salsugineum is the source of this 806-nucleotide messenger RNA. Its product is annotated as non-specific lipid-transfer protein-like protein At2g13820. The record is from RefSeq and is a predicted model, not a curated record. Lineage: Eukaryota; Viridiplantae; Streptophyta; Magnoliopsida; Brassicales; Brassicaceae. The transcript has 5 exons. Bases 82 to 681 code for a protein of 199 amino acids.